AUGCAGCUCCGCCGGCAACCGCUUCCUGCGCCCCGGCCGGGGGACCCGUACCCCGCCGCCCCGCUGCUCGCGCUGCUCCUGCUGCUCGCCCUCCAGGGGGCGGCGGCGGCGCCCGCGGGGUCCGGGGAGCCCGAGGACUCCGGGUGGCGUCAGGACGCGGCGCUCCCGCGCGGGUUCCUGUCGCAGGCGGCGCGCGCGGCGCUGCACUUCUUCAACUUCCGCGCGAGCUCGCCCAGCGCCCUUCGAGUGCUGGCUGAGGUGCAGGAGGGCCGCGCGUGGAUUAAUCAAAAGAAGGAAUAUAAAGUUGACCUGGCGUUUACCACGGAGCUCUACAACCCAGAGUGAUAAGGAACCAUUCUAAUUCCAAAAUCUUUAUUUCAGGAAGGUAAGGAACGUCUGGGGAAAUGUUCUGCUCGAGUGUUUUUCAGGAACGAGAAAUCCAGACCGGCCAUUAAUAUAACAUGUACUCGGCUCAUUGAGAAGAAGACAAGACAAGAAGAAGAUUAUCGGCUCUAUAAGUACAUGAAGCAACUUCAAAACCUCUUGGAUGUAGUCAGCAUUCCUGAUAGUCAUGGAGAUAUUGAUCCCUCUCUGAGACCCAUCUGGGAUUUAGCUUUUCUGGGCAGCUCUUACGUGAUGUGGGAAAAGACAACACAGUUUUUACACUACUACAUGGCACAGCUCAGCAGUGUGAAGCAGUGGAAAACAAAUGAAGAUGCAAUUGAUUUUGAUUAUACUGUUCUACUCCAUGAAUUCUCAACACAGGAAAUGAUUCCCUGUCAUAUUCACUUGGUCUGGUACCCCGGCAAACCACUGAAGGUGAAGUACCACUGUCAAGAGCUACAGACACCAGAAGAAGCCUCUGGAACUGAAGAGGGAUGAGCUGUGGCACUGACAGAGCUUAGUAAUUUCUGA
Molecule: messenger RNA, 915 nt
Organism: Eubalaena glacialis (North Atlantic right whale)
Lineage: Eukaryota; Metazoa; Chordata; Mammalia; Artiodactyla; Balaenidae
Gene: RARRES1
Product: retinoic acid receptor responder 1
Exons: 6
Molecular function (GO): metalloendopeptidase inhibitor activity
Source: RefSeq, a predicted model, not a curated record